Messenger RNA from Penaeus indicus, 474 nucleotides. RefSeq names its product flexible cuticle protein 12-like. Bases 1 to 474 code for a protein of 157 amino acids. The transcript is spliced from 4 exons. Gene Ontology annotation, molecular function: structural constituent of chitin-based larval cuticle. Lineage: Eukaryota; Metazoa; Arthropoda; Malacostraca; Decapoda; Penaeidae. Gene Ontology annotation, cellular component: chitin-based extracellular matrix. The record is from RefSeq and is a predicted model, not a curated record.
AUGGAUAUCCAUGUGGGUAUCCAUCUCGCCUGCCUGGUGGCCGUGGUCGUCGCCGACAGCUACAAGACGCCCAUCCCGAUCCUGAAGGACGACCGCACACAGAACGCCUAUGGCGAGUACACGUUCGACUUCGAGACUGGAAACGGCAUCGUCAGGAACGAGGCCGGAAAGCAGGCUGAUGGCCAGGAGUCCUCGGGAGGAUGGAGCUACACCGCUCCCGAAGGCAUCCCCAUCAAGCUGAGCUUCACCUCCGGCGUGGGCGGUUACCAGCCCGUGGGCGAUCACCUUCCCGUGGCACCCACGUCAGUGCCUCUUCCCUACGAACGUUCGCGCCCGGCCAGCCCCUCUACGUCGACUCAGCUGCGAGAGUACUGGCUUCUUGCAGGGGUCAGAGUCAAGGGACAGGCCACCCUGCCGCGUCCUCUCGACGUAGACUGCAUCUCUAUUUUGUGUUAUGGCAAUUGCCACGGCUAG